CUGCGCGCUCAUUCUCCAUCGACGACUGUGCUGGAAUGGACCCGUGCUGAUUCUGCAGUUGCAAAACAUAUCACGAACAGAGGUCUCGCGUUUUAUGUCGUUCGUCCUAGUCGCGGCGAUCGAACGAGGAAAAAUCCACAAAUAAAACGAGGAAAUGCAGGUGGUUGACAAUGGAGUAACGUGAAAUUCAUUGGUGUUUUCAUUAUCAUCUGUGUACCGUGGCCUUGUCAUUUUAGUAACUAAAAUCGAGUAAAGUGCAAAAGGAGUAAAAAAUACAGAAAAUGGGGACCAGAUUCGCAGCAUAUUCAUUGAAGUUAACUAAUCUGCACGACUACUAUCAGAGACUUCUUCACGGUAGUCAACCUGUACCUUCCGGUCUCGACAUGGCAAACACAGUGAAAUUCUUUUCUCAAAUGCUGCUGUCUCUGUUAAAAGAAGUUCGCGAAGCACCUUUCGAAAUGAUCAAGUCUCAGAAGUACGACGCAGAACGUAUGGCUCUUUACCCGAAUUUGGAUUACAAACAGCUGUACAACGCGCUCACUCAGCUGAUCGAUGUUGUUUCCUCUAUUCACACCGGUUUGCAAGUGUUUGGACAGGCAUUGCUUCAGUGUCUCGCGUGUCUCUUGCCUUUUUUGGACCACGAUAUGAUCGACAAUGUACCUUAUCUCACGGCCAGCUCGAUCUCGGUACUUCCAGUGGAACUUCAUCAAGAUAUCGUCAACUAUCUCUGUUUCUACAUUCUACCAUUCACCAUCACAAGGAAAACCGAGGAUGGAACGGAGAACGCAGCUAGUCAGUCGAUAGCGGCUGUUAUCAUGAUGAUCUUUCAAUACUCCACUAACCCAGCUCACCAUUGUCAACUAUUGGAAUGUCUAAUGGCACUGAAACCAGGCGUGGUAAAAGACAUUCUUUGCGUGGUGGCUUACGGCACGGCACCGGCAAGAGCUUCAGCAGCUAAAUUACUGUUCUACUACUGGCCAUCGUUCAAUCCAAAUCUCUUCGAUCGCAGGGCGGUUCUAAUGAAAUUCGCAAAUGAUUUGGCACCGUUCGUCUGUCAAAGAGAUUCUUGUCCAAAUGCGGGCAACGCCGAAGCUGGCAAAGUUUGUUACGAUCAUCGAAUAUCUAUCACAUUCGCUACAGAAACACCGCCACCUAUGUAUCUGUGUAUCGAAUGCGCGAAUGAAAUACACAGGGCGCAUCCUAAUCAAAUGUUCUACGAUAUUUUGCAUCCCAUGCAACAGGUGUCGAUGAUAUGCGAAAAUAAGAACUGUAAAGCCACGGACAAGUCGGCGAUCAGCGUCUGUUUCUCCACCGAAUGCGCCAGCUACAACGGAAACCAUCCGAUUCGCUAUUGCCAGAAAUGUCACACUAAUCGACACGAUAAAGGCCGGGGUGAGGACCACGUGUAUCAUACGGCGUUGCCUCACAUAUCGAAAUUGGAUCCUCAGACGCAGACCUAUAUGGUACAAGCGAUCGUCAGCCUGCUUAAGGAAGCUGAACCGCUAAGAUUCCCAGGGAGCGGCGGUGGGAGCAGCGGGGGUGGUUCUGGUAGCGGGAGCGGUGGGCAAUUCGAUUCGGCUACCUUGGAGGAGAGACAGCUACUUGGAAGAUACGGUGUCUGGCUGCUGGUCGGGCUUUGCACGCCGAAUCAAGAAACCUCGAUCGAAAUACUCGGCCGUUUAUUGUCAAUGCUAUUUCAUUGGUUUCAUGUUACUGCCUACUCUUUCGAUGGGCAAGCAGAGAGUGCAUUGGAGAAAUUGAAAACCGAAUACGUCUGUGGAUGGCUGUCGGAAGUGAUGAAAACUCAUUACGAAGUUUUUAUUUCCUGUCUUCUUCCACAUCCGGCGGACUACGUUCGAGUCGGAGGACACUGGGAAACAUUGGCCUCGAGGACGUCGCACUUAAAAGAUGGCCUAAAUCGCUUGUUCUGCUUAGUCCCCUACGAAGUAAUUACCCCAGACGUUUGGGACUACGUGAUGCCACACUGGAUGGAGGCCAUGGUGAACGACGUACCGGAGUACGAGCUGCACGAAUUAAAGAUGAUUUUAUGUAAAAUUUUGGAUCGGGACAUGAGUCCUCUAGGCUUCGACGCUAAGAAGAUGUACAAUUUCGUGGCGAAACGAUUUGUCAACACUUGCGCAAAGGUUCAAGAACAAGCUCUGAAUUGGCUGCAAACGCUAACUAUGUUGGAGAUCAGCAUUCCUCUGUGCCAACUGUUUUCCAUGUUCAGCGAUGGCGUGGCUGUUAUGGGUACCAUGAACAUUGCCGAGUCUGAGCAGAAGCCUAGCAAAGGAAAGAAGAAGAAGGACGAGGAAGGAAAUACUAUUUGUUCUGUGGUCGAAAACGAAUCAGGAAAAUCGACGCCAUUGUCCGACGAUGUUGUGCCAACACCGAGACACAUGGAAUUCACUACCAAUUCGGAGUUGAAUUUAUCCUGUUGCAUUCUUAUGCUCGAUAUAUUAUUGAAACAGAUGGAAUUGCAGAACAUAGAUAAGCACACAGGGAUUAACACGUGGGUUUGCAGGGACGCGUGUCGAUUGAUGAAAUCGAUCGUUGCCUCGAAUUGGAACAACUGCCACGUGUGUAACGCGGUCGCUGAGUGUACUUACUGUGAAUCUAGCGUGAUCUGGCAUCAAUUAUGCCUGCAAUUGGUCACUUACAUGGCACCGGAAAAUCCAGCUUAUCCGCCUGACAAAAUCGUCGACGAAAGUGCGGAGGAUCAUGGACGUAAAAGUCCAGAGACAGCGCGAAAAGGAGACUCAAAAUCCGACGUGGUAAUUAGUAUGCCAGUGCCGGAAAUGCACUCGGUCGGUGGCGUUCUUGCACACAUGCCUCAGUUCUUCGAACAGAUCAUGACAGCCACAGUAGAGACAGUUUCGGAGCAGCUGGAUCUCGCAGCUAUCAUGCCAACGGAAAAGGUCAUGUCAGCUGUUGCUCGAGCAGUUACCCUUUCUGAGACUGACGUAGCCACAGCCACCGUGAGCGUAGCCAAACCUCGACUGAUAGGAGAAAACGAUCAACCAUUGAAUCUAAGUCCAGAAAAUGAGGCGGACGACUUCUGGCACACCUCCGUUGGAAAGUUUCGAUUUAAUAUCGAGGAUCUUCCUGAACAACUACAGUACAUACACAAACUUUUGAAGGAGAUAAUGACGAUUGACAAGCCUGACAUACUCUACUAUAUGCUUCAAUGUUUAAACGUGAUGUGCCUUUACGGAGAUGCUUUCAACAUGGCGGUGAAGGAUCAUCAAGGAUUCUUCAUAUGGUGCCAAGAAAAUUUAUUGAUAAAAAAUCUAUGGGAACUCCUAAACGCCGAACACUCUCACAUAGCCCAGGUCACCGUGCCGUUGUUACUCCACUGCGUGACUCUACCCUGUGGAACGGACACUUUCUGGCGUCUGAUUCAGGAAGAAUUCCAUAAUUCGGAUUGGCGCGUUCGAUUCGUGGCAGUCGAAAGAGUCACACUAAUAGCUAGAUUUAUGGACUCCACUCCUCUAAGAAAUGUUAUGAGUCUGCAAGCUGCUCUAGCAAACGCGUUCUGUUAUCUGGUCGCGAGUAUGGACGACAGCAACGUAUAUGUUGCUCAGAGAGCCACCUUGUACCUUGGUACCAUCCAUGAUACAGCUAUGAGAUCUCUGAUUCUCUGCUUGGAAACUCAAUUCGAUACAGUGAUAGUCGAUCGUCCAAUGGUACUCCAAUCGCUGUAUCAGUUACACAAUAGCCUCAGCGACAGACAUGUUUUAACUUGGGAAUUUUUCUUGAAUCGUUUCGACGCUUUGUUUCUCGAGGCUCAAAUUAAUUUGGAACGAUCCGGAGAUGUACCCUAUCUACGUGAUCUCAGAAACACGGACCUGAACAGCGAAAUCUUCAUGAAGAAGGUGCACAGAGCGCAGGAAGCUCUGUCCCAGUCGGAUGGAAGCGGAACAAACUCUAUAAAGACGCUGAGCGCGAGUUUUGGCACGAAAUGGCCCUACAAACGCACCAUGUCAGCGCCGGCGUCGAUGAUUCCGCGACAGGACACUAAACAAGAAAAGGAGAAGGUGUACAGCCGGCAAUACUCGGCGCCUAUCCUGAAGCGCAAGAGCUCCAGAUUCGGACUGGGUCAGUUGCUGGGGUCCACCCCACCUAAUAACAGUAUACCAGAUGGUCACGUUCAUUCUUUAAACAUGGUGGACGAGGCUAGCGCAUUACCAGGGUACACCCACAGAAUCGUGGAUUUGGAAGAAGCUGACAAAGAAACCAUGCAUUUGCUGGUCUUCUUGUUGAUGCAAUUCCUUUCUAGACAGGACCAGGCUUAUCCAACGGAUGAGAAACCCCUGUCAAAAACGCAAGGAAUCGUGCUACGCCAUUUGUAUCUUCUACUAGGUUACAACCAAACUGAACGCACUUUUCAUACUUCUCCACAACGAUUAAGAGUUUCCCCUGUAUUCAACGUUUUCAUCGCGAAUCUUCCUCAACUACUAGAUCAGAAUCACGUGAUGGGAUGGGUGAUGACACCUCCGGUUCUAGCUAUCCUUCAACAUUGUCCUUGUCCACCGCAAGGUGUGCCUCCAUCUGAUCAUCAAACACCAACUUACAGUCUCUGGUAUCUCGAACCCCAUAACAGACGAUCUUGGUUAAUGUCUCUUCUCGUCAUACUGUACAAGUGUCAGUAUGGCCAGCAACCGUGGUGUAGCCAGUUGCAAGUGUUGAUCAAGAUCGUAUUAAACACCCUGGACACGCAGCAUCAUCAAUGCAAAAGAAUUCCAGCUACCGUAGUGAUGGGUGGUCCGCCAUCUAGAUCACGUGAUGUGUCACAACCGUCUCUGGGCGUAGACCAUGAGUUAAUGGGUAUGGGAGAUAUGAACACCGAGAGUCCUCCAAUGAGGACUCCCAUGGUAUCGGUUCAUCAACGGAGUCCAGGACCGACGCAUGGUCAGAUGGAGACUCAUUGGGAAGAAAGCACAACGACCUGCCGUUAUACGAACAAACACUCCAGCUACUCGAUCAAUGCGGAUGAUACGGAGUCCGAGCUGGCUGCAAUACCCGAGAGCCCAAAAUCUGACAGCACCUUGCAUGGCAGCAGUGGUGGAUCGCUCGGCGAACUGGAGGAAACCCCGACUGCUGUUACCAGAAGUGUUUCGCUCCAUGGAUCUAGAACCACCACCGACGUCUUGACGAAAAUGGAUUGGAACAAUCAAAACAUCAUCAGGAAAUCUGAAGGAAUCAGCCGACCCACUUGGUUUCUUGGUAGCGAGGAGGAUUCUCAUCAGAGUACAAAAAUUGGUCCCCAAAAGAAGUGGAGCGUUCACGAGGGCGUAAAAAUGAUGGUGACGAGUACUUUGCUAAGUGGUCAACCAGAUCUACAAAGGUACUCUCCUGUGUCAAGAAUCGAGAAAAUGUCAGAAAGGGCAGAAAAAGGGAUUCUAGAGAAAGCGAUUCCAGAGAAGCCAGCGCCAGAAAAAGCAGCCCAAGAAAGAAACAUCACUGUACAGAUAGCUUUCAACGGAGACACUGCUUCCUCGAAGCCUUUCGAGUUAUGCAGCGCUCUCGCAACCACUCUGCCAGCUCAAGUUCAAAAAUUCGAGCUGCAAAAAGAAAAGAUACCCCCAACAAGCUCCGGUAAUUCAGAUUCGCCAAAUACUAAACAACUGGGUCGUCAGAAGCGUAUAGAGCAAAGUGUGACCAUAGCUUCGCCUGUGUCUCCAAGUCAAGUGGUUACAGUCACGAGCAGUGACCAUUCGAGCUCUCCAGCAGUCAGUUCGGUAUCUUCGCAAGUCACGAGCACCGACAAUGGCCAGCAGCCGAGCUGGCACGGGUCUCCCUAUCCCUUAACCACGCCAACGGUUGAAAGACUUCUACCAAUUGGAACUACCAUUCGUCCAGUUGUUCCACGACCAAGCGUAGGUCAACGAAUUCUUCGUUGCGAGGAUACUUACGGUUCGCCUGAAUCACCUUUGUCCAAGAUGGAUGUGUUAACAGUCAGCUCCUCGUUCGAUCAGGAUAGUGAAACGUGUAUGUCCAGCGACGUAACGAGUCCUAGAAGCAUAUCGCAGUUGGAAUUUCCUAUGCCUGAACGAUUGUUACCUAUCGGGCCUCACAGAGACUUCAGUGGUUUGGUCGAGCACGUUCGUCAGGCGCUCGGUGUCCAAGAAAUCGAUUCCAAUAGAUUUAGCAAUAACAAUGAAAAUGGUAAAGGCGAAGCACAGCCGCCGGUGAAGCAAGAUAGCACAACGUCUGAGAAUAUGUCGGCAUCUCUAGUUCCAACGUCGAACGAGAUACACUCAAGUAGAUCAGCGAGUCCGAGAAGACUGACCAAGCAAGUAGCUCUAGAAUCACCGCCUCCAGCGAUGGAAUCCUCAGAUUACCCUUCUCGAGUGUUCGAUCCUGAUCGAAGAGGUAGAGUAAAGGAUCACGUUCGUAUUCAACGAGACAGGCCUCGAAAGGAUAGUAUCAGUGGACACGAUGGCCCAUUAUCCAGACGUACAGACUCUUGGUCUGGUGCUCAACUGCAACCUAACUUCGAUGUCGCAUCCCAACAAGCCUACCACGCUGAUUUUAGCUUGAAGCAAAGUUUAUUCCGCAUCGGAGACGACUGCAUUUACGAGAGGUGUUCGGAAUGUGGGACGAUAAAGGAGGAAUAUUCCGACGAGGAACUCGGUUUAUGCAUCAUCAACCUAGGCACGUUCAUCCAUCGUGAACCAUCCUUGGCAGCUCCGCUCUUGCCAGAAAUCCUACGUGUCGUGACAAAGGUGGCCCUCAAUGCGAUGUACCCUUGGCAAAGCGAGACCAACAUGCAUUUGCCCGGUGGCGCAAUCAGCGUUGCGCAUCAAUUCCUCCGUUGUGUUCUACAUCAACUGGCGCCUAAUGGAGUUUUCUUGCAGAUGUUCCAAACGCAUUUAAAUGGGCGAAGAUUUUACAACCUCUUCUAUGGAACCUAUGACAACCCAUUUCAUUUUCCAGAAUCUACAAGAAUGCAGUUCUUCAAGAGUGUUACUCAGGCCUUGGUCGACUUCAACGAAUUAAACCCGAUAGCACCUCUGCAAUUAUUGCUCGAGGCUCUAAACGCAAAGAAAUCUCUGCCAAUGGAGCGCCUGCCGAUAAUACUAUACAACAUAGCGUGCUACCUGGACUGUCUGCCGCUAGAAGCAGGUCUGGGUCCAGGUGCAGCAACCUGGAGCGGUCUUCUGACGCAGUUCGAUGGCCUGUUCCGUAGGCUGGUGCUGAUGCUCUCAUCCAUCGAAGACACCACUUCGUUAUUAAGGAUCAUGAUUUCUUUAUUGAAGGUCCCGAGCAUUCAACAGUCGAAGGGCAUGCUGGAUCCCUUUGCCAAGGUAUUGAGCUACGCCAUUCAGAAUUCUACUAUAAAGUAUAGUUACCUGACGGAUCUGUGCUACCUCUGUCACAGAGCCUUCACUAGAGACAGAGACAAACACUUCUUUGGAAGAACCAUCGUGUUCGAAUUAAUUCAAGCCAUCAAAUUCAAAACCACGAUACCGGAUUCGAAUUUUCUGUUGCUUCUGCACUUCGUGCUUCAGGACAUUGGAGGCUCGUUACCUAACACGAUCGCUUUGGAGAACGUCCAAACGGACGUAUCGCCAAUUUACAAUACGAACGCCUCCGAGUCACUGAAGAAUCAGCUGUCAGAUGUGCUCGAUUUCUUGGCAGACUUUCACACUUUGAGUAAAGUGAAGAGCUACAGCAAGGGAAUGCAGGCUGGACUAAACGAGGAUACAUUGGGUGGUAUAUUGAAAUGUGGUCUCGCGCAAUAUGUAGCGAUAGAAAUUACUAGAGGCAAUAAUAUAGAGAACAGAGCUGUCGCUCGAUAUCUUCCAUGGCUCUAUAGCGCACCUUCGAUGAUACAGCAAGGAGCUCGAGAGUACGUAGACUGUAUAGGACACAUCAGAUUACUAUCCUGGCUCUUAUUAGGCUCUCUCACGCACACUGCAAUGUAUGCUGGCAAUAAUAAUACGCACACCCACGGGCCAUCGAUUCCAUCUGCCCAACCGAUACCGCAGGAAGUAUCUUGCCAUGUUGCAGAUCACGUGCAAGUCAUAUUUUCUGGAUUCCCAGAACAAUCUAAAGCAUCGGUCUUACACAUGUCUUCGUUGUUUCAUGCUUUCAUAUUGUGUCAAUUGUGGACAAUGUAUUUGGAAGAGUUGUCGAAAAACAAUCCAUCGAAUAGCGAGGGCCAUAAUAUUACGAUGAAUAUUUUAUUGGAGUUCUGGGGCAAGAUAACGCCCUGUAUAUUGGAAUUGAUUCAAUUCUCAAAAGUAUUGGCUGAGAUGGUGAAUUUGCAUUUCCUGAGUCUACUCGAGGCUCUUCUUGAGUGUGGGUCCAUCCUGUUAAGUAAAUUGUUACCCCUUUGGAGUCCCAUACUACAUUCGCAUCAUGUUCAGCUACCAGGACAUUUACAAGUGCGUUUGCAAAAUUGUCGAGACUUUCCACCCAACAAAAUGUCCGAACACUUUGCCUCCUCUCGUCGAGAAUCAAAUGCCACGCUCUUACGAUGGUUGCAUCGAUUACAGUUCAAGAUGGGGCAAAUAGAAAUGCAAUCUUCUACGGCCACGCAAUUUUAUUCCAUUUAAAAGAGAUAAGUCGAAGAAAAUAAACUGUCUAGUUGAUCGGAAAGUGUUUUAUAAAGUACGUUUUCGAAAACGUUGAUUCCUAUAUUAUUUUAGAUGAAUGUUGCAUUCUGUAUAACAAUAAUAAUUUGUUAAUUGUUACAAAAUAUAUUUAUUAUAUUAAAA
Molecule: messenger RNA, 8726 nt
Organism: Bombus huntii
Lineage: Eukaryota; Metazoa; Arthropoda; Insecta; Hymenoptera; Apidae
Gene: unc79
Product: protein unc-79 homolog
Molecular function (GO): protein binding
Source: RefSeq, a predicted model, not a curated record